AUGCAUAACCACCACCACGCCCACCGGCACCACCACCAGCACCAGCACGGUAAAAGGGAGACGCUGUCAGGAAAUGCUCUCCUCGCUCGCUCAGCUCCCAUUCCUGACCAUCGGAUACCGCUGCUGGCGCUGGGUGGACGACUGGACGAACUGCCAUCCGUGACAGAACCGAUGGACCGGCCAUUGGCGAAGAGAGAUGCUACGACGCCGGACACCACACGGCUUGUCCCACGCAGAGAUGCGACCUGUAGCCCCGAUAACAAUGUCGGGAGGGACUGUGGACGCACGCUCACGGAAACUCCCACUCUCGCCAUCGCCCUCGGCGUUGCGAUCCCGCUUGUCUGCGCCUUCGUCGUCUUCUUCAUCCUGCACAGACGCCACGUCAAGAAACUACGGAAGGAAGAUGAACAGGACAAGAUGAAGGCCCUUGACUAUGGCCUCGACGAGGUCCCGGCCGCUUCAAGCGGUGCGAAGAUGAACAUGCCUCCAGGUCCCGGCUUCCCAGGCCAGGGAGCCGAAAAGGGAGGCCCCGGGAACCACCAGCCGGGGAUGUCUAUGGACUGGACCAUGGAGAGUCCCUAUUUCCUGCCUCCGGGCCUGCACAAGUCUCAGGAGUCGCUGCACUCGCUAUCCCGGACGCUGCCUGGUGGCGACAAGUACGGUCCGGCCUCUACUUUUGACACCCACGGCAGCAUGAGGUCGUCUCCCACGGGCCGUCGAGGCGGGAACAUGGACGACAACUCCAGCUACACGGCCGGAAGCAGUCGAAAUGUCGGCGGGCAGAGUCACGCACUCGGAGGUGAUGAUAUGUCUCAGAAUCUGCUCGGGAACGCGCAACGCAUGUCCACUUCUCCCCCCUUAGCGGCACCCCAGCCCCCUAAUUCACCGCCGGCAGCGCAUCUACAGUCAGACAACCGGUUCGACGAGCUGGGACUGCCGCCGUCGAACAGCCAGAGUCAGCUGGGCGGCACAGAGAACAAAGAGCCGGCCUUACGGAACAGCCAUAACUAUCUCGGCGCGUUUAUCCACAGCGGCGGCUCACAGUCGCCCGAUCUUCAGCAACAGCAGCAAGAACAAAACCACCAGCAAGAAAGGGAACACGUCGACCAUGUUGCUGCUCCUGGCGUUGCAUACUCGACCAAUGACGCACCAAAACUGGAUUUCGACCUGGGUCUAUCCAAUCAAACUACUACUGAUCUAUCUGAACAGCGUCGACACGUAGACACAGACAGCGACUACGGCGAUGACAGCAGCCACAACCACCACAGCAACAACCAGCCAACUCCCGGCCUACCACAGUUCAGCAUCAUGCCCGCCGAGGAGCCAAAAGCUCUGCCUGACCACCACCCACAGGAUGGAGAUGGCCACGGACAGUACGACCACGAACAUGCCGAAGGGGAAGACGGUACCGACAGCAUCCACGACGUUUAUGACCAGUACUACGACUCCAACCAUCUCAUAGAUACCCGCAGACUGACCAUGGGCAUCCGCCCACUGCCCCCCGAAGACCCGUCUGACAACCCCGAACAGCGAGCCAACCGCAUCCGAUCUUUCUACAAGGAAUACUUUGACGACAGCAAGCCCUUCCAGCAGGAAUACGUGGACGACUACGGCGCCGAGGUGCCUCCGCUGCCCAACCCGCCGCCGUUUGCCCAACCUCUGCCCCGUCGAGCCAUGACACCGCCGCCCCGAAUGCCCGGUGCCAGCGCCGGUGGCUUCCCACCACGCCGUCACCCGGGUGCAGGCCAUCGCCCGCCGCCCGGAAUGAACAUGGGCUUCGGCCACAGCGCGACCAACUCGCUCUCCAGCGCGCCGACACACAUGGGCGGUCCCAGGGCCUUCUCCUCCGCGUCCGGACGCAUGCCCCAGCCCCGACAGAAGAAGCCACUCCCUCCGCCGUCUCCCCUGCACGUCCUGCCGACCCCCCACAAGCUCAAGGACGACAUGUUCCUGCCCAUCGACUUUGCUCCGGCCCACCGAGCCAAGGACCGCCAGGCAGGCCGACCCGAGACGCCCCUCGGCGGACUGCAGCACUACAACCUCAUGGUGCCCUCCCAUAGUCCUCUCGUCUCCUCCUUCGACGAGCUUCCCGCCGUCCCCAGCCCACACGCCCUGCGUAAAUCCGGCACGUACACCGCCCUCGACUUUGCACCACCACCACGCUUCAAGAACGAAGGCAGCACCGCCGGCAGCGACGCAGGCUCCAUCCGCAGCCACCACACAGGCAUCUCAGCGAUGCAGGCGCAGAACAUCCGUACGGGAGCCUACCGCGUCAGUCGACUGCCUGCCGAGACGGUCGGGACCAGAGACGACUUCAGCUCCAACCUCAAGCCGCAGUGGGACAUGCGUAAAUAG
Molecule: messenger RNA, 2355 nt
Organism: Arthroderma uncinatum
Lineage: Eukaryota; Fungi; Ascomycota; Eurotiomycetes; Onygenales; Arthrodermataceae
Exons: 3
Coding region: 1-2355 (784 amino acids)
Source: RefSeq, a predicted model, not a curated record